This is a messenger RNA of Chara braunii, 1685 nucleotides long. The record is from the annotation of a GenBank genome assembly. Lineage: Eukaryota; Viridiplantae; Streptophyta; Charophyceae; Charales; Characeae.
CGUGUACUAUAUAAAGUCCCUUCCUGGUCCAAAGGUGCAGUACAAGUUGCGAUCUUUUGCAGCACGGAGAGAGGAAGAGGGGCGAUUCACAUCGUAUCGUAGUUUUCCACCCUGUAGCUCCCGGUUUUGUCCUCCGCCGUCGGCGUCGUGCCUGGCCAAAUUUGUUUUCGGCGCCUCUACGACGUCGCCGGAAGUUGACGGAGAGAGCGUUGCCGCCAUAUCUUUUGGAGGUUCGAAAGCAGCGAUGGCGUACGCCGGCAAGUAUGCAGAUGAGCUCAUCGCCACCGCGAAGAAGAUCGCAACACCUGGGCGAGGUAUUCUCGCAGCUGAUGAGAGUACGGGCACCAUUGGCAAGAGACUGGCCAGUAUUAAUGUGGAGAAUGUGGAGUCUAACAGGCGGGCUCUGAGGGAGCUGCUUUUCACCGCCCCCGGUGCCAUGGAAUACAUCAGCGGUGUGAUUUUGUUCGAGGAGACGUUGUUCCAAAAGGCCUCCGACGGGAGGUCUUUCGUCGACGUGCUGAAGGAAGCCGGCGUUGUCCCGGGUAUCAAGGUGGACACUGGCGUUGCUGCUCUGGCGGGAACCUGCGGCGAGACMACCACYCAGGGGCAYGAYGGCCUGGGYGCCAGGUGUGCUAAGUACUAUCAGGCUGGUGCUCGAUUCGCCAAGUGGCGCGCAGUGCUGAAGAUCGCUGAUGGGUGUCCGUCCCCUCUGGCCAUCCAGUCCAACGCCGAAGGCUUGGCCAGAUACGCGUCCAUCUGUCAGGAGAACGGACUUGUGCCCAUCGUCGAACCCGAGAUCUUGAUCGACGGGUCGCAUGAUAUCGAGCGGAGCGCCGCCGUCACUGAGAAGGUCCUGGCGGCUGUGUACAAAUCUCUGAGCGACCACCAUGUGCUCCUCGAGGGUACCCUUCUCAAGCCCAAUAUGGUGACCCCUGGAUCGGAUGCCACGAAGGUCGCCCCGGAGGUGGUCGGUAAGUACACCGUCCGAACGCUUCAGAGGACCGUUCCCGCUGCCGUGCCGGGCAUCAUGUUCCUCUCAGGCGGGCAGAGCGAGGAGGAGGCGACUCUCAACCUUAAUGCCAUGAACGCGUUGGAUGCCAAGAAGCCCUGGACUCUGUCGUUCUCUUACGGGAGAGCUCUGCAGGCCAGUACCCUCAAGGCAUGGAGAGGCAAGGUCGAGAACGUGCCCGCCGCUCAACAGACUUUCUAUGUCCGUGCCAAGGCCAAUGGAGAGGCUACACUUGGCAAGUACGGUGGCGCCCCUGCUGUCGAGGGUGCUUCUGAGAGUCUUCAUGUCAAGGAUUACAAGUACUAAAUUGCAGAGGGAUUUUUGUCUUUGGAGAUGCCGAUGAUGAUCCCCUUUUUUUUUUUUUUUUUUGCUUUUUCCUUCCGUUCAGAGCACAGUGGGGAUGAGCCCUUUGUUUUUUCAUUUUUGUAAUGAGCCCAUUUCUGAGAAGCGGAACGAUAGGUGAUUUUUUUAACUUUUAGUUUCCUUAUCCCUUCCAGACGAGUUUCACAGGCAGGCGAGUAGUAAAUGGAUAAGUGGCUUUAUAGGGGGGACUUGGGAUUGAAUGUAGGUAGGUAGCAGUCAGUUAGGUCACGCAAGUGGAGCUGGAGUGUUUGUGUUUCUCCCCUCGUGCUGUAGUGUUUUUUUUUUUUUGAAGAGUCGAGUAUGACUACAACGC